CGUUACUGGCGCUUUGCUAGUCUUAGUCUCAAAACAUGACUUCAAGCAGAUCCGCAAGCAGCUUGUCGACGAGGCUCCCGACAGAAGUCAUCUCGUACACUGUCGUCGACAGCUCGGAACAUAGUGGCAACUACGUUGCCGAUAAUAUCAAGGUCGACCGCCCGCUUGAUCAAACUAGCAGAUGGAGUGGGGCACAACAGGCACCGAGCAUGAAGCAAUGGAUCCUCCUCCGUCUAGACAUGCUGGCGGUUCACCCAUGUAAUAUGAAAGAAUUCAAACUCUAUGUCGGAUUACACCCGGAACACAUGAUCCAGGUGCUACAUACCACUCUCAAGGAUGACUCUGUACCAGAGUCUUUCGCGAUCCUAGGGGCAAACAAGGCAGGCCUCCCGUUUCCCUCACGUUUCGUCAAAAUUCUUCCUCUUUCUGCCCAUGGACAAAGCUUUCAUAUCUCGAUAUGGCAUGUCUCCGUGACCGGUAUUGUUGAACCAUCAUAUGUGGAAUCCGUGCGAGCGCGGUACGAUGAGUACCGCGAAACGGUUGUCGCGCGACAUAUCCUCAAACACCUACGCCAGCGCCGCAUGCUCAUGCCGUACACAUCCAUCCUUGCCCGUACCCGCCUUGAACUUGAACAUCCCCUCGUGACGGCCCUUCACUCGUCGCUCGUGCUCCAGGGCGACUUUCUCUCAGCCGAGUUGGUUCUGUCACAAAUGGCUUCUGCUCAUUUGUUCGACAAGUACCUCUGCUCCUGCCAACCGCACGCGCGCUGGACUCGGCUGCACGGCGCAGAUCCAGACGGAGAUGCACCUGGUGCGCGUGGCGGUCAUGCGAUGGCGCUAGAUGCGUCUCGCGGUGUGAUAUACCUGUUUGGAGGGUGGGACGGCAGGAAGAGUUUAGACGACCUUUGGGCAUACAGUAUUGGCACAGGGAGAUGGGAAAUACUGUGUAGGAGCACGGCCAAGGAGAAAAAUGGACCUGGUCCGAGGUCGUGCCAUAAGAUGGUGUGUGACUCGAAAACGGGAUGUCUAUAUGUGCUGGGUAGGCUCGGUGACGAUGUAGGGAGAAUCUCGUCUUCGCGUUCUCCUUCGGAGGAGGGCCAGAGACAAGCACACACCCGAACAGGAGAUCGCAGUCCGAACGAUCAACAAGGCAUAUCGUUUUGCUCUGAGUUCUAUAGGUAUCAUACGAGGGGGUUGGAUGCUGGCAAGUGGGACUUGCUCUCAUUCGAUACAGAGUCGUCCGGCGGCCCGCAACUCAUAUUUGAUCACCAGAUGGUAAUGGACUCGGAGGCUCAGAUGAUAUACCUUUCAGGAGGGCGAGUGGUCAACGGCGAUUGGGAUUCACCCAAGUACUCGGGGUUUUACAGCUAUAAUGUCAGGACCAGCAAAUGGAAGCCAUUGCAACCCAUAAGCACUUCGGGCCCGCCUUCCUCUAUCCAGCCACCGAUUUCCCAACGCUCUGGACAUUCCAUGGUUUUUGACCCACUCACCCACACGCUUUUCAUUUUUGCUGGACAGAGGGAUGAACGGUAUCUGUCUGAUAUGUGUGCAUAUGAUACGGAGAGCAACACAGUCACAGAGUUGUUUUCCAACUUCACUUCUGUAGGCGGGCCAGAUGCCUGUUUCACGCAGCGGGCGGUGAUCGACCCGACAUUAAAGGAAAUUUACGUGUUCUGCGGCCUCUCUCGUUCUCAACAAACAGAGGCACUUACCGUCCUCAAAGCCGACGCUCCUAACUGGGUAUACCGAUACACACACCCAAACGUUCCGGGAACGUGGACACGGAUUCUACCUGAGCCCCUGUGUAAGGACUUGGAGGGCUCCAAUACGGACACUGAGAGCAUGCUCAAGUGUAGAGAGGGGGAAUGCGACAGCGAAUGGGAUGACGAUGCUCCCCGGCCCAGGUAUGCUCACCAAGUCGUGUAUGACGAGAAGACAAGAAAGGCCUUUUUGCACGGUGGAAACGCAGGAGAGACGAAGGUCGAAGAGAAUGAGCAUGGCAGUAGUUCUGGAGACGGGCAGGGUACCGGGACUGAGCCUCUGGGAGGUCCCAUGGAACUUGAGGGAGCCGCUCCCGGCUCUUCACGGCAUCGACAUGACCUUACCUAUAGGGAUGGGGAGACGGAGGGAGACGAAAAUAGAAAUGAUGAAGAAGACAUCGAGCACCGUUCGUGGACACGAAUGCAAGAGUUGCGGUUAGACGACUUUUGGAGUAUGACAUUAGUCAGGACUGGGCCGGAAGAAAUAGUUCGGCGGGCCGUGUACCAUAUUCGACGGCAACGGUUCCGUGAGAUGUGUGAAGAUGAAACGCCGCUCACCGCUUUACGCUACCUCCGAACGGAGGUCGCAGACACAGUGGACCACUCCAAUUCCGAAGAAGCCGAUAUCUUCCGGUCGCUACUUGCGCACUUGCUGGCCGUGGCACCGCUUGGAAUCUCCACUACCGGGAACGUAUCUACCCUUCGGGACCAGGGGAGUGGCGAUAGUGAAGAACGAGAUCGGGAAAGAAAAAAUUCCAGAUCAGAGGGCGUGCCUCCCACAAAACGCACACGGUCCCAGUCUUCAGAAGAAGAGGAACCUGUAUGGACGAGCAUAAUUGAGGGCGACGAUGGGGGCAGGAUAGGGGGUGAAGUCGAAGCAUGCGGAGAUGGCCCGACCUCCGGUUCCGCUUAUUAUCUAUGGUCAGAGUCGACAUCGCAGUCAAUCGGACCAGCACCAUUGUCAACCGCAACAAUGACGCGUUCAGGUGCACAGAAGCGUUCGCAUGCGGUUCUCUUGUUAGACGAGGACCCGCUUGAAGCAUCGUCGAGUGGGGGUGAUAACGUCCACGACGGUUCAAAGACGAGGGCGAAACCACUUUCAGCAGACCGAUUUCGCCAGCGGACAGAAGUGUUCGAAGGAUUGCUGGAGUUUGUCGAGGCGGAUGCGAAGGAGCCCGAGGGCUCUUUACUGGACUUGGUAGAUUCGGAGGGUGGGCUGUGAGACUUGGUGUUAUUCCCGUGAAUUCGCUGGUUUAACUUUCUUGCAUUUGGCACAAGUCGCUCCGGCGUGUCUCUUCGCACAAAUCGUACGCGCUGAUUGCUUCCACCGGGCUCAGUUCGCACCGAUCACUAGCGUGACGCGGGCUUCACCUUCUAAUACUGCCUGGACGGUCUGUCGAAGAUACAUAUGCUGAAGUAUCUACCUACCACCUUGACUAGAAACGCAUGCUCGUUGUUAUCAAUGUCAUUGUGAUUCACGGAAGUGCUUGCGACACUUGACUCCUUC
Molecule: messenger RNA, 3266 nt
Organism: Pisolithus orientalis
Lineage: Eukaryota; Fungi; Basidiomycota; Agaricomycetes; Boletales; Pisolithaceae
Product: Muskelin N-terminus-domain-containing protein
Exons: 11
Coding region: 36-2981 (981 amino acids)
Cellular component (GO): cytoplasm
Molecular function (GO): protein binding
Source: RefSeq, a predicted model, not a curated record